AUGAUCAAGACAAAAAAACAGUCUGAUGUUUUGAUGAAAUUUAUUUCAGGUAGGCUAAGUUCCAACUUAGUUGCUGCUGGUUUUGAGGUUUCAAAAGUUAUUGCCCAACAUGGAAAGCCACUCAGUGAUGGGGAGUAUAUUAAAGAAGCAUGGCUAGAAUGUGCUCCUUUCCUUUUUGAUAACCUUUCAGAAAAGGACAAGAUUAUUCAGCGCAUUAAAGAUUUGUCUGUGAGUAGAAAAACAGUUAAGGAUAGGAUACUUAAGAUGGAAAUGAAUACAACUGACCAAUUAACAAAGGAUUUAGCUUCAUGUAAGUUCUUUUCUAUUUGUGUUGAUGAAAGCACAGAUAUUACAUCAUCAGCUAGGCUAGCAAUUUUUUCUCGAUUUUGUAGGGAUGAUGAGGUAUGCGAAGAGAUGAUUAACCUUGUAACACUACCUGAGCGUACCACUGGGGCUGACAUAUGUAAAGCAGUUGUGAACGAAUUAUCUAUUCGACAAAUUGACAUUUCAAAAGUAGUAUCCGUCACAACAGAUGGUGCACCCAGUAUGAUUGGUAAGGAAGCAGGAUUUGUAAAUCUGUUUGCAAAACAUGUUGGUCAUCAGCUGAUAGGUUUUCAUUGCAUCAUACAUGAGGAGGCUUUAUGUGCUAAAGCUGGUCUAAGGGAACUUCAAGAAGUGAUGCAAACAGUCACCAAGGUUGUUAAUUAUAUUUCUGCACGUGCCUUAAAUAAAAGACAAUUUCGGAAUUUAUUGAAUGAGGUGGAUUCGGUGUACAAAGGACUAACAAUGUACAACAAUGUUCGUUGGCUUAGUCGAGGAUUUGUUUUGAAACGAUUUGUUGAAUGCAUGGAUGAGAUAAAUCUCUUUCUGAUUAACCAACAAAUGUCUUAUAAAGAAAUGUCUGACAUCGUGUGA
Messenger RNA from Homarus americanus (American lobster), 915 nucleotides. Its product is annotated as general transcription factor II-I repeat domain-containing protein 2A-like. NCBI's taxonomy places the organism in Eukaryota, Metazoa, Arthropoda, Malacostraca, Decapoda, Nephropidae. The transcript has a single exon. The coding region runs from base 1 to 915 and encodes 304 amino acids. The record is from RefSeq and is a predicted model, not a curated record.